Chlamydomonas reinhardtii is the source of this 5524-nucleotide messenger RNA. RefSeq lists its product as uncharacterized. NCBI's taxonomy places the organism in Eukaryota, Viridiplantae, Chlorophyta, Chlorophyceae, Chlamydomonadales, Chlamydomonadaceae. Bases 340 to 3891 code for a protein of 1183 amino acids. Gene Ontology annotation, molecular function: deSUMOylase activity. Gene Ontology annotation, cellular component: nucleus. The record is from RefSeq and is a predicted model, not a curated record. Gene Ontology annotation, biological process: protein desumoylation. The transcript is spliced from 17 exons.
UAACUACGAUGCUGCCUCCAGCGCUGCCUUUAGUGGAACAACAACCAUAACUGAGCGAGGAAGGCCUGGAGAGCGCAGCUUGGCAGCGGAAUUCCGGUGCUUUGACUGUGCCAGUUGCGCGUGCUGGCGUAGCGGCUACACAGGCCCGCUGUUCUAUGCCUGAGGAGUCUAACGCAAUCAUAGUAAAAUACAACAGCGACCACGGCUCACUCAGCGAGCUCAGCGAGCUUUUCGCCAUGAAGCGUACGGAGAGGCUUUGCCUUCGCCUCACGCACUCGUCAGAUGAACGGAUGUAAUACUACUUGCUCUUUGUAUCAUAUCCUAUGUUUCUAGCAUACUAUGAGUGAACUUUGGAACCUUUCACCAGUGGAGUCUGGGUUACUUGCGCAAAGAGUUGAUCAUACUCAACAGGCAGCCACUACCGCCCUUCAAGGUUCAGAAAGGCAGGACGGCAACAACGGCGAGAACAACAACCGGGACAAGGAAGUGAAUGGCGUGCCCGGGGUAUCAGCGGCGGGACUCCAGGCCGAGGCCUCUGAUCGUGGACAGUCGGCUCGCGAGGAGGAGGGUACUUCGGCAAACGGAGUAUACAGCGAGCUGGCGCUGGUGCUUGCUCCCUUAGCCAGCUUCUUCAGUGUUUUUGAAGCGGCCAAGCCAGUCAAGAAGGUGGAGCUCCUGGAGAAACUGCCGCCCGACGUGUUGCUGAAGUUGAAAGAGGUUACCACGGCGCUACAACAGGCGCCCGGGCUGGCACAGCAGCUUCAGCGACAUCGGCCAGGGCUUCAGCAGGCAGGCCGGGGGCCGGCAGUGACGGCGGGUGCGGACGGGGCCGCUGCAGCAGCAUAUUGCGGUGCCACCAGCGCGCCAGCAGGCGGCGAGGGUAUCGGCACUGUCGGCAGUGAUGCGGAUGUGGAGGAUGAUGAUGCGGGCGAAGGCGCGGAGGGUGAAGAGGCUGCUGGCGGGGCAGCCAAGAAGACGGGCAAGGUGCCGGGCAAGUCGCGUACAAAUAGGCAAAAAGCCGCGCGUGCAGCUAACUAUUAUGCUGAGAACGCUAUCAAGAAGUUCGAGUACAAGGUUCCCAAGAAGCAUAAAGAAGCGGGGAAGGGUCCUCUGGCGGUCAUAGCUGCAGCUGCAGACCCAGUUCGCGGCACCGCAUCCUAUGGCGUGGGCGUGCACCCUGCCAGCAUCCUGAUUGAGCUGCGGGCUACGACCCUCGCUGCCGCCGUUGCCAAGUAUACGCCUGGCAUGUCGGUGAUGGGCGUGGUAGAGAAGAUCAUGCUCUCGGCGCUCGCCAUCGUCAAUCCACUGGAGGGGACAGAGCUGGAUGCCGCCACCAUCCGCGAGCGCUUUGGCAGCCUGCAGCAACGCUGGAGCAGGGACUGGGUUCGCUACCUCGCCGGGGCAUUCGGGGGCCUGCUGAACAACGUGCAGCAGUGCCUUCCGCAGCUACUUCAGCGUGUCGUGCGCCCAAGAAGGCCUGCAACGGCAGCCACGCAGGUGGCGGCCGCGGCAGUGGCGGCGGCGCCGGUCGGGGCUCCGGAGCAGCAGCAGGCGGCCCACAUGGCGGCAGCGGUGGACAGCGGAGGCCCGGGUGCAGCCGCCACGGCUGUCCAAGCGGAGGUGGCGGGGGCGGCGGCGGCCGCUGGCUCUAGUCAAGUCCCUGGCGGCGGCGCCGGCGCGCCUGGCGCGCGCACGCUUGCCGUUUCCGCCGGGCGGCAGGUGGCGGCCGCGGCAGUGGCGGCGGCGCCGGUCGGGGCUCCGGAGCAGCAGCAGGCGGCCCACAUGGCGGCAGCGGUGGACAGCGGAGGCCCGGGUGCAGCCGCCACGGCUGUCCAAGCGGAGGUGGCGGGGGCGGCGGCGGCCGCUGGCUCUAGUCAAGUCCCUGGCGGCGGCGCCGGCGCGCCUGGCGCGCGCACGCUUGCCGUUUCCGCCGGGCGGCAGGUGGCGGCCGCGGCCGAGGAGCAGGAGGCGGUCGGGGCUCCGGAGCAGCAGCAGGCGGCCCACAUGGCGGCAGCGGUGGAUAGCGGAGGCCCGGGUGCAGCCGCCACGGCUGCCCAAGCGGAGGUGGCGGGGGCGGCGGCGGCCGCUGGCUCUAGUCAAGUCCCUGGCGGCGGCGCCGGCGCGCCUGGCGCGCGCACGCUUGCCGUUUCCGCCGGGCGGCAGGUGGCGACCGCGGCGACUUACACGGCCGGCGGGGGCGGACCUGACGGUCGUGGUGGCAGUGACGCCAGCCACCGUGAGCCCAUGGAUGGCAACGAGAUUUGGGAGUUGAACAAGCGGCUGGGGCAGUUAGCGGAGCGCUUGGCGGACCCUGCUGACCUUGAGCCGCAGCCCAAACGCAAGAAAAGCUUGACCCUGCAGGAGAAAUGUCACAAUGCAUGGGGCGUGAAGGGUUACGCCGGCCGGCUGGACGAGCUGUACGGUGGCGACGAUACGUUGGAUGACACGACACUGCCCGACUACAUACCAUUCACGCUGCUCGCGGAAUCAGGUGAGGGUGGCGACGAUGACGAUGACGCGCUGCUGGGGCAAGGUCUACGCGGCGGGCUGGCGGGCCUGGCUGGUGACAACGGCGGCAGUGCCGGCGCGCCACUGGGCCUUGGUGAUGGUGAUCGCAGCGGCGCACGGCCAGGCCCUAGCCCUGGCACCCCCAGCAGCAGCAGCGGCAGCGGCAGCCGCGACAGCAGAGGCAACCGUACCGUCAUGGACCUGGUCAGCGACGCGGAGGCUGAGGAGGUGGCGCCAGCAGCUGGUUUUGAGGCGGUGUACCAGGGCUUUGGCAGCAACGAUGGGUUCGUGGACUUCGAGGACGACGUCCAAGUGACAACACGGUGCGCCGUUGGUGGCAUCUUGCGGGCUACCUUGGAUGCCGCCGAUCCGGGCGCUCGGCAGGCCUUCUGCCGGGUGUUCGAGAAGGGAGGCUUGACCGAGGUCCUGGUCAAGUACGAGCCAAACUCCGCUACCCGACUGGCACUCAGCCGGUCCGUCCUGCAGAGGUUCAAGCGCGGAGCGAUGAUCAAUGAUGAAGUCGUAACCCUGUACAAGCACCUUCUACAGGACCGGGAUACCCGGGAGCAGAAGCGGCACAUAGCGACAGCAGCAGCAGCGGCUGCGGCUGCGGCAGGGGCGGCAGCUUCCGACGCGCAGGCGGCGUCAGCGGCUGCGGUGGCGGACGUGGUUGCGAAGGGAGCUCCACCAGCUGGCAGCAGCAGCACGCAGGGCUGCCACUUCUUUGGCCCGAAUUUCUACGACAAGCUGUUCAAGGACAACGUGAAGAAGGGCAAGCGCGGCGGUGGCACGGGCAGCAGUGACGGUGGCACGGGCAACGGUGACGGUGGCACGGGCAACGGUGACGGUGGUGCGGGCAAGGGCCACGGCCACUUUGUGUACAAGAACGUCAAAGAAUGGACUUCAGCCCCACGUCUCAAGGUGGCGGGACAGAUUUACUUCAGGCAAAGCGUCCUGGAGCGCCGCCACAUCUUCAUCCCUGUACAUCUGGACUUGCAUUGGGUCUGUGUGGAGGUGUACUUGGCGCCCGACGUGGCCUCAAGCGAGCUGCGGUGCUAUGACCCGCUCAUGCGCACGGAAACUGACCAGCGCGCCAAGGACGCACAGGAGGUGCUUCAGAACGUUGCGGUGUGGGUGGAGAGUGAGGCCAAGGCCAAGAUGGCCAAGGACCUGCGACUAGAGCCGCAGUGGCAAGCGACGCGCUGGCGGCGCGUGUUCAUCGCCUCCCCUAAGCAGCGAUCUGACUCGAACAACUGCGCCAUCUUCAUGCUGGCGUACAUGAACCGCCGCAGCGCCGGCCUGGAACCAAACCACAGUGAGGAGGACGCGGACAGGCUCCGCAUUGAGAUGGUGUACAGCCUGAUGCAGCGCUGCAUCUCGUAGAGAUGCCAUGGGGUCGCACGCGUAAAUGCUGUGGCAUGGCGUGCUGUGGCGUUGUGUGGUGCCAGAUUCGUGUCAAGGCUGCGUGCGUGUGUAAGUAUUCUGAAGCCCGCCCAGGGAGAGGCGCAGCAGGCGUCAAUCCAACUCAGCUGGGCCGCUGACAGCCUGACACGGCAAGCGUGGCGUGCUGUGGCGUUGUGUGGUGCGAGAUUCGUGUCAAGGCUGCGUGCGUGUGUAAGUAUUCUGAAGCCCGCCCAGGGAGAGGCGCAGCAGGCGUCAAGCCAACUCAGCUGGCCGCUGACAGCCUGACACGGCAAGCGUGGCGUGCUGUGGCGUUGUGUGGUGCGAGAUUCGUGUCAAGGCUGCGUGCGUGUGUAAGUAUUCUGAAGCCCGCCCAGGGAGAGGUGCAGCAGGCGUCAAGCCAACUCAGCUGGGCCGCUGACAGCCUGACACGGCAAGCGUGGCAUCCUGUGGCAUUGUGUGGUGCGAGAUUCGUGUCAAGGCUGCGUGCGUGUGUAAGUAUUCUGAAGCCCGCCCAGGGAGAGGCGCAGCAGGCGUCAAGCCAACUCAGCUGGGCCGCUGACAGCCUGACACGGCAAGCGUGGCGUCCUGUGGUGUUGUGUGGUGCGUGAUGGGACAGGGUUCAAGGCAGGUUGGCGAGGUCCCGUAGGGUGCAGCUGAUGCCCAGACCCGUAAGCAGACGGCAAACAGUUUGCAGUGGCAGAGCAGAAGUGCAUGGCUGGUCGAACGCCGGUGUUACUGUACCAACAAGUUGCUGGCUGGCUGGAAGUUUUUUGAUGCGCAUUCCUCACGCUCCGGGCGCCCUGCCAGGCGAUAGCACCACACAGACAGACCGCAACGCCGCACUCGCGAUGCAGAGCCGCAGCGCACCUGCAGGAAGAUGACCAGCGUCCACGGAUGAGCACCAGAGGCAACCGCAGAGAAAAUGCAGACAGAAUGCAGCAAAGCAGUGGCCGGGCGACAGCGUGACAAGUGUUGUGUGGUGCCAGAUUCGUGUCAAGGCUGCGUGCGUGUGUAAGUAUUCUGAAGCCCGCCCAGGGAGAGGCGCAGCAGGCGUCAAGCCAACUCAGCUGGGCCGCUGACAGCCUGACACGGCAAGCGUGGCAUCCUGUGGCAUUGUGUGGUGCGAGAUUCGUGUCAAGGCUGCAUGCGUGUGUAAGUAUUCUGAAGCCCGCCCAGGGAGAGGCGCAGCAGGCGUCAAGCCAACUCAGCUGGCCGCCGACAGCCUGACACGGCAAGCGUGGCGUCCUGUGGCGUUGUGUGGUGCGAGAUUCGUGUCAAGGCUGCGUGCGUGUGUAAGUAUUCUGAAACCCGCCCAGGGAAAGGCGCAGCAGGCGUCAAGCCAACUCAGCUGGCCGCUGACAGCCUGACACGGCAAGCGUGGCGUGCUGUGGCGUUGUGUGGUGCGAGAUUCGUGUCAAGGCUGCGUGCGUGUGUAAAUAUUCUGAAGCCCGCCCAGGGAGAGGCGCAGCAGGCGUCAAUCCAACUCAGCUGGGCCGCUGACAGCCUGACACGGCAAGCGUGGCGUGCUGUGGCGUUGUGUGGUGCGAGAUUCGUGUCAAGGCUGCGUGCGUGUGUAAGUAUUCUGAAGCCCGCCCAGGGAGAGGCGCAGCAG